AUGCAGUUUGUCCUUCGCACGGAGGUGGAGGAGAUCCGCGGCUGCAUAGAGAAGCUGUCGGAGGACGUGGAGCAGGUGAAGAAGCAGCACAGCGCCAUCCUUGCUGCUCCCAACCCAGACGAGAAGACCAAGCAGGAGCUGGAGGACCUCACGGCCGACAUCAAGAAGACGGCCAACAAGGUGCGCUCCAAGUUGAAAGCCAUCGAGCAGAGCAUUGAGCAGGAGGAGGGGCUGAACCGGUCCUCGGCUGACCUGCGGAUCCGUAAAACACAGCACUCAACCCUGUCCCGUAAGUUUGUGGAGGUGAUGACGGAGUACAACGCCACCCAGUCCAAAUACCGGGACCGCUGCAAGGAUCGGAUCCAGAGGCAAUUGGAGAUAACUGGCCGGACAACCACCAACGAAGAGCUCGAAGACAUGCUGGAGAGCGGCAAACUGGCUAUUUUCACUGAUGAUAUCAAAAUGGACUCACAGAUGACGAAACAGGCUCUGAACGAGAUCGAGACCCGACAUAAUGAGAUCAUCAAACUGGAAACCAGUAUCCGUGAGCUGCACGACAUGUUUGUGGACAUGGCUAUGUUGGUGGAGAGCCAGGGAGAGAUGAUCGACCGCAUUGAGUACAACGUGGAGCACUCCGUUGACUACGUGGAAAGAGCUGUGUCCGACACCAAGAAAGCUGUAAAAUACCAGAGCAAGGCUCGGAGGGUGAGUGCAGGGAUGGGGCAGGGGGGUGGACCCCCUUCAGCUGAUGAAAGAGGCUGA
Messenger RNA from Terrapene triunguis (Three-toed box turtle), 762 nucleotides. RefSeq names its product syntaxin 1B (gene STX1B). The record is from RefSeq and is a predicted model, not a curated record. Gene Ontology annotation, molecular function: SNARE binding; SNAP receptor activity. The transcript is spliced from 8 exons. The coding region runs from base 1 to 762 and encodes 253 amino acids. Lineage: Eukaryota; Metazoa; Chordata; Testudines; Emydidae. Gene Ontology annotation, biological process: vesicle fusion; exocytic insertion of neurotransmitter receptor to postsynaptic membrane; intracellular protein transport. Gene Ontology annotation, cellular component: endomembrane system; SNARE complex; plasma membrane.